Lethenteron reissneri (Far Eastern brook lamprey) is the source of this 2019-nucleotide messenger RNA. RefSeq names its product cleavage stimulation factor subunit 2-like. Lineage: Eukaryota; Metazoa; Chordata; Hyperoartia; Petromyzontiformes; Petromyzontidae. Gene Ontology annotation, cellular component: mRNA cleavage and polyadenylation specificity factor complex. Gene Ontology annotation, biological process: mRNA 3'-end processing. The record is from RefSeq and is a predicted model, not a curated record. Gene Ontology annotation, molecular function: mRNA binding.
AUCGAUUCCCCAGCAGCCAUGGCGGGCAUGAGGGAUACCACCACCGACCGCUCGCUCCGCUCCGUCUUCGUUGGUAACAUCCCCUAUGAGGCGACGGAGGAGCAACUCAGAGACAUCUUCUCUGAGGUGGGGCCGGUGGUCAGCUUCAGGCUGGUGUACGACAGGGAGACGGGCAAGCCCAAGGGCUACGGCUUCUGCGAGUACCAGGACCAGGAGACGGCGCUGAGCGCCAUGAGGAACCUCAACGGGCGCGAGUUCAGCGGCCGCUCGCUGCGCGUCGACAACGCCGCCAGCGAGAAGAACAAGGAGGAGCUCAAGAGUCUGGGUCACACGGGGCCCGUGUUGGAGUCUCCGUUUGGCGACACCGUGGCCCCUGAGGAGGCUCCGCACGCCGUGACGCAGGCGGUCGCCUCGCUACCCCCGGAGCAGCUCUACUGCCUCGUCAAGCAGAUGAAGGCGUGCGUGGUGACGUGUCCGCAGGAGGGCCGCACGCUGCUGCUGCAGAACCCGCAGCUGGCCUACGCGCUGCUGCACGCACUCGUCGCCCUGCAGGCCCUGGACCGCGACGCCGCGUCGAGAAUGCUGCACCGCCAGAGCUCCAUCGUCCCGCUGGGGCACAUGCAGGAUGAGAUGCACAUGAACGGGCCUCCCCAGCAGCUGCUGCACGCAGCGGGGCCCGGAGCCAUGGGGCCAGGUACGUGGCAGCAGCAGUAUGUGGUGAUGAGUGUGGUGCUGAGCGUGGUGCUGAGCGUGGUGCUGAGCGUGGUGCUGAGCGUGGCUGCCCUCAUCAUGCAGGUUCUGCAGUUGACACCAGAGCAGAUUGCGCUCCUCCCCCCGGAGCAGAGACAGAGCAUCAUGAUCCUCAAAGAGCAGAUCCAGAGGACUACAGGGGCCAUGUGACACCUCCUCACACGGCGAGGGGGACGCGGCUGUGGUACGAGGGAGACGCUCCGCAGGGAACCUCGUCGCACACGAAGCCCCCCCCCCCCCCCCGUGGCGGUGUUUACUGCACCGCACCGGGUACUCGUUUGAGGCCGAGGCGACCUAGUGGAGGCCCAGUGCAGACGCUCGCUUCUCCAUUCACUCGCCCACCGAGCCACUCACGCGCGCCGUGGAGAGGCGACGUGCAGCCGGUGGUGGCAGUGGUGGUCAUUUGAGGCCGAGUCGACCUAGGGGAGGAUGUUCGCCGCCCCCCCCCCCCCCCCCCCCUAGUGUUGAUGGUGGUGGUGUGAGAGCGGGAAUUGAACUCGGGUCCACCGGUUUCAUAGCGCGUGACACACACACAGUGACACACACACACACACAGUGACACACACACAGUGACACAUUCACAGUGACACACACACAGUGACACACACACAGUGACACACACACACAGUGACACACACACACACAGUGACACACACACACACAGUGACACACACACACAGUGACACACACACACACAGUGACACACACACAGUGACACAGUGACACACAGUGACACACAAACACACACAGUGACACACACACACAGUGACACACACACGUGACACACACACACGUGACACACACACGUGACACACACGUGACACACACAGUGACACACACAGUGACACACACACACGUGACACACAGUGACACACACACACGUUACACACACACGUGACACACACACACGUGACACACACACACGUGACACACACAGUGACAUACACACACAGUGACAUACACACAGUGACAUACACACAGUAACACACACACAGUGACACACACACAGUGACACACAGUGACACACACACACAGUGACACACACACAGGGUGGGGGUGGGGUGGGUGGCCACUCGCACAAACGCUCGGCCGCCUUUGUCUCUCCCCAGUGGCCACGUUUACAGGCCGUGCCCCUGGCACUCGUUUGGGGCCGAGUCGACCUAGGGGAGGCCCACGCCUGCACGGUGUUGUAGUCGAUGCUGGUGUCGCCCUCCCGGUUUGUUUGUUGUUGAUGUUUGGUUGAAGUUGAAUAAAACGCCGCUGAGAAAA